GUGAGGCGUUUGAACCGAGUGGUUGGUUGGUUGAUGGGGGAAACAACAACAAGCUACGCAUCAUGAGGGUCCCUGAAACACUGAUUUGGGCCGCUUUUCUCAUACAUAAGGUGGUGGGAGAGUAUGGCAUGGCCCAUUUCAGUGACAUGGGCAAGAGCAAAGGGAAGGAUUACUGCAUAUUCUUCAACUCGCAGUGGGCCCGUCUACCUCAGGACCUCAAUAAGGCAUCUCGUCUUCAGAUCUAUGACCUGACUACAUCGGUCCUGUGCUCGCCCUCUGACGUCCCAGAGGGAGGAUUCCCAAAUCGCAUCCCCAUGGUGAUGAGAGGAAACUGCACUUUCUAUGAAAAGGUCAGACUGGCCCAGAUUAACGGAGCCAAAGGCCUGCUCAUCGUCAGCAAGGACAGACUGACACCACCAGCAGGAAACAAGACUCAGUAUGAAGAGAUUGACAUUCCUGUAGCUCUGCUCAGCUACUCCGAUAUGCUCGAGAUUGUCAAGAAAUUUGGUGAAGGAAGACAGGUCGCCAUGUACGCUCCCAAUGAGCCGGUGCUGGACUACAACAUGGUGAUCAUCUUCCUGAUGGCAGUGGGAACAGUUGCUAUUGGAGGUUACUGGGCCGGCAGCAGAGACACCAAGAAACGAUACAUGAAGCACAAGCGGGACGACGGAGCGGAGAAGCAGGACGAGGAGACCGUGGACGUCACCCCCAUCAUGAUCUGUGUGUUCGUGGUCAUGUGUUGCAGCAUGCUGGUGCUACUUUACUUUUUCUACGACAGCCUGGCUAUUUGGGUCAUAGCCAUCUUCUGUCUGGCCUCCUCUGUGGGUCUGCACAGCUGCCUGUGGCCUUUCGUCCGGAGAAUCCCUUUCUGCAAGUGCAGGGUCCCAGAGAACAACCUGCCAUACUUGCACAAACGGCCGCAGAUUCGCAUGCUGCUGCUGUCGGCCUUCUGCAUCGCUGUCAGCAUCACCUGGAUGGUGUGCAAUGAAGACCAGUGGGCGUGGGUGUUACAGGACGCCUUGGGGAUCGCCUUCUGUCUCUACAUGCUCAAAACUGUCAGACUCCCCACAUUUAAGGCUUGCACCUUAUUACUGUCGGUCCUUUUUGUGUACGAUGUUUUCUUUGUAUUUAUUACACCCUUCUUUACAAAGAGCGGGGAGAGUAUAAUGGUGGAGGUAGCGGCUGGUCCCUCUGACUCUUCACAUCAUGAAAAGCUUCCCAUGGUGCUCAAAGUGCCGAGGUUAAACUUCUCUCCCCUGGCUCUGUGUGACCGGCCUUUCUCCCUCCUGGGCUUUGGGGAUAUCUUAGUACCAGGUCUGCUGGUGGUUUACUGUCACAGAUUUGACAUUUUAACACAAUCCUCCCGGAUCUACUUUGUGGCCUGUACUAUCGCUUACGGUGUGGGCCUGCUGAUCACCUUUGUGGCGCUGGCCGUGAUGCAGAUGGGUCAGCCGGCCUUGCUCUACCUGGUGCCUUGCACUCUGCUCACAAGCCUCACUGUAGCGCUGUGGCGCAGGGAGUUGCCCCAGUUCUGGACUGGAAGUGGAUUUGUGCCUCCCAUAGCGCUCGCACCAAUCAACUGUACACAAUCUGCAGCGCCGCAGUCUGAGGAUCACUUGAAUAAACCCGAGCCUCAAACCACAGAAGAAGAAGAAGAAGACGACGAAAAAGAAGAAGAAGAAGAAGAAGAAGAAGAUUCAGCCCAAUUACCGCCUCAGGAAAUGCCCGGGAAAGAAGGGGGAAACAAGUCUAACUGAAAGGACUUCUAGUACGGCAUUUUACAUUUCACUUCAUAUUUAAUUUGUUUUUUUUCUACAUUGUGUCUCAGUUAAAGGACAUUUUAAGUUCAGACAUUUAUUUGCACUCAGUGUGAAGGGCGAAGGGAUCCGUGCUUUCUGAAGGGUCUGGCUGAGCGAGGGGCCAGGAUUUGACACACGAGGUCUCAGAAAAAAACAAACACACCUUCUUCUAUUUACAGUCUGUACCUCCUUUUUAAAAAGGGAAUAAAAAGCUAAAUCUGGAAGCUGUUACACAGUAAAUACUCACAUGAGCCUUUGAGCUGAGGCUUUAAAGGUCCAGUCACACCGGCGUUUAAAAACAUGAAGAUCUUAAGAUAAAAUCAAGUGUUUUAAAUCCAAUCAGAUGUUUUUGUUCACUUUACAUCUUUAGUGAGCUGUCAUCACUUAUUAGUGGUGUUUUAUUUAACAUCCCCUGAUGAAGAUUACAAUUCUUCACAAAAUAGGAAUGUUUGCAGAUGAUAAAGAUGCAGCUAGUAGUCGACCGAUUAACUGUCCUUCAGUAAUAUAAUCAAUUAUCUUUCAGAUUAUGUAUCUUAAUCAGGUUCUUAAUGCUGAGGAUUUUAAGCUUUUAAAAAGACAAUUAAAUAAUCAAUUAUAUAAAUGGCACAUUAAUCAAUAAUAUAAUCUUUAGUUGCAACCCUAGAGUCAUGACACAGGAUUAAAAUACUUAUUUUCCUGAAUUAGUUAACUACCAACUGAAAUGAGGUACGAUCCUGAGAACAAGAUGCCAGGGCGAGUUAACCGUCUAAGACACAAAGUAGAAGAUCGGCUGUGACAGAUUAGCACUUGCAUGUUUUAGGCUGUGUGAGACUCUCCGGUGUGGUAGAACCCUUAAAAAGGUCCCGGUAUGCUUGAAUGCAUUUAUUUCAAAAAAGCACAUUAAUACAAACACUACACAACCAGCCACGUUAGUGUCCCUUAUCCUUUCAUUACACUACAAACUAAGGUUUCACAAUACCAGGCAGUGAUGUUUUAAAAUGUGGUGCUACGGUUGUUAACUGAGCCAAAGCUAUUAGAGAUUUGUUUUUUUUAUGAAGCAUUUGUUCAUUUGUUUUGGUAUAUUUUUUGUUUUGCAUGCUAUGGUUUUGUGUUUACUCUUCAUAAGAAAAAAAAAAACUGUAUAAUCUAAAGUGCAGACUGUAGUCAUUCUUGGUGCUGCGAUAGUUAAAAUGUCCACCAUUGCUUUACUGUUCCUCCUAGUAGUCGUCCAUGAUGUCUUAAAAGAGUUGGUCUGGCCUUAUUGAGUCCGUGUCGGGAGGUAAAGAGGAAUGUGGCGUGUGUAAAAGUCCCUGUAUGAACUCUAAAGGAUGAUGUGCUGCAGUUUGACCUACGAGUUGACGGGUUACCAACGCUCCUAGAUUAGUUGUAAAAAGCAUUUGCACAAUAUUUUUUAAUCCAUGGGCUGACAGAAGCUGCUGGUCCAUGUCUGUAUAUGUUUAUGUAUACUCAUAAAGGGUUUAAAGAACCCAAGGUGUCAAUAUAUCCAACAUUCAUUUUGUUUUGGGAGUCAGAGGUGACAUCACUCUGCACACCAGUAAAAAAUGUGUAUCCAUUUACGAUGCCUAUUAAAGUAGUUCAACAUUCCUGUACAGACGUUGAGAGGAAAAUAAUUUGGUCAGAUGUGAAAUUGGUUGUCUGGAUGUGUUUUCCAGGACCUGUUGAGGAAUACAUAUAAUAAAGAAACAUGGUAUUUGAAA
Eleginops maclovinus (Patagonian blennie) is the source of this 3496-nucleotide messenger RNA. It is a transcript of the gene sppl2b, whose product is annotated as signal peptide peptidase-like 2. Gene Ontology annotation, biological process: membrane protein proteolysis. NCBI's taxonomy places the organism in Eukaryota, Metazoa, Chordata, Actinopteri, Perciformes, Eleginopidae. Gene Ontology annotation, molecular function: aspartic endopeptidase activity, intramembrane cleaving. The record is from RefSeq and is a predicted model, not a curated record. Gene Ontology annotation, cellular component: lumenal side of endoplasmic reticulum membrane; lysosomal membrane; cytoplasmic side of endoplasmic reticulum membrane.